CAGUGUUGACAAGCAGGCAGGCAGGCAGACCCUCCAUGGAGCCGACAGCCAUUAGCCAGACCCCGACCCUCUGAGGCUUCCAGCGAUCCACGCCUGCGCCGAUCCUCCCGUCUUUCUAUCAUUUUUCUGCAGAUUCAUCCUCUGCUGCAUCGCAGCUGAACAUCCACCGCAUCCUCAGCCGUAAACUGGCUGGAAAUGCAGCACAAACCUGCAGCAUAACGCUCUAUUUUCAAUAAUCUGCAGCUCAGCUGAGUGUGACGUCAUUUUUGUUGUUUUUCGUGGCGAUAUGAAGAUGGGGAGCAUCAGGGCAUUUCUGCGGCUGACCAGGCGCGGCAUGAAGCUGGAGCGGCUCAGAGAGCUCGGUCGGCAGUACCCCGUCUUCUGUUUCCUGCUGCUGCUCCUGCUGCUCUCCACUCUGCUUUUAAAUAGAUACAUCCACAUAAUCAUGGUGUUUUGGUCCUUCCUGGCCGGGGUGGUCACCUUUUACUGCUCACUGGGGCCUGAGUCUCUGCUGCCAAACAUCUUGGUGUCCAUUAAACCAAAGGCGAAGUCCUUCCAGCAGGAGCUGUUUCCCCUCGGCCACAGCUGUGCUGUUUGUGGAAAGAUUAAAUGUAAAAGACACAGACCAACUUUGUUACUGGAAAAUUAUCAACCAUGGCUUGACCUGAAAAUACCCUCUAAGGUGGACGCUUCCCUAUCUGAGAUCCUGGAACUUGUCUUAGAAAAUUUUGUAUAUCCUUGGUACAGGGAUAUCACGGAUGACGAGUCUUUUGUCGACGAGCUGAGGGUGACUUUACGCUUCUUUGCAGCUGUUUUGGUCCGCCGAACUCAAAAAGUGGAUGUUGCUUCACUCAUCACCCAAAAGCUUCUGAAAGUUUCCAUGAAACACAUUGAAAUCAUCAGCAAAGCCAGACUGAAAGUAAAAAACACAGAGUAUCUUCAACAAGCUGCCCUGGAUGAGUACGGUCCUGAUCUCCACGUAGCGCUCCGUAGUCGCAGAGACGAGCUUCUCUACCUCCGGAAGCUGACUGAGAACCUCUUCCCUUACAUCCUGCCGCCCAAGGCAACAGACUGCCGAUCUCUAGCUCUCCUGAUUAGAGAAGUCUUGGCCGGUUCCGUCUUCCUUCCUUCGAUGGACUAUUUGGCGGAUCCAGACACAGUGAAUCAUUUAAUUUUGAUAUUCAUUGACAACUCCCCUCCCGAAGAAGCAACAGAGCCAACUUCAACACUUGUUCCAUUUUUACACAAGUAUUCUGAUUCUCGCAACAAAAAGCCUUCAGUGCUUAAGCUGGAGUUGAAGGAAAUCAGAGAACAGCAAGACCUCCUCUUUCGCUUCAUGAACUUCCUGAAACAAGAAGGAGCUGUGCAUGUGCUCCAGUUCUGUCUCGCAGUCGAGGAAUUCAAUGAUAGGAUUCUUUGCCCUGAGCUUUCGGACUCGGAGAAGAUGAUGCUGCAUGAAGAGGUGAAGAAGAUCUAUGAGACUUACUGCUUGGAUGAGAGCGUCGACAAGAUCCGCUUCGACCCUUUUAUAGUGGACGAGAUCCGCAACAUUGCAGAGGGCCCGUUUACAGAAGUGGUGAAACUGCAGACCAUGAGGUGUUUGUUUGAAGCCUAUGAGCAUGUGCUGUCCCUCCUGGAAAAUGUUUUCACCCCCAUGUUCUGUCACAGCGACGAGAAUGUCCACCCUGACUACCAUACUGCCUGCCCUGAUACGACCCUCGGUUCCUUUCCCUCCGCUUCCUCUGUGGGGACAUAUAGCUCCUGGGACUGGAGCCCCGAGUCCCCGUCCUCACUCUUCACCGCCUCUGGCAGCUCCUCACCUGCAUCUUUUACCUCCCUCCAUGCCCAGCCCACGUUCACAAACUUCCCAUACGGCUCGCAAUCCCACCGCCACUCAUCGCCCAAGAACACGUCAAAGAGGGGCGAGUCCUUCGGGAUCAGCCGCAUUGGCAGUAAGAUCAAAGGAGUGUUCAAAAGCACGACCAUGGAGGGCGCCAUGCUGCCGUCCUACGGGCUGGUGGAGGGAGAGGAUGAUAUGGUAGAGGAAGCCAUGAUGGUGCUUGAGGAUGACUCCCCCAUGGAGGCAGCAUCCACACCCAGCACCCCUCGAAACCUCUCAGCCUGGAACAUCACCAUCCCCUACAUCGAUUUCUACGACGACGACGUGAAGAGGGAGAGGAUUCCUGUCUUCUGUAUCGAUGUGGAGCGCAAUGACAGGAAAGCAGUGGGUCAUGACAGUGAGCACUGGUCGGUCUACAGGAGGUAUCUGGAGUUUUAUGUGCUGGAAUCAAAGCUAACUGAGUUUCACGGUUCAUUUCCAGAUGCUCAGCUGCCCUCUAAGAGAAUAAUCGGCCCAAAGAAUUAUGAGUUCCUAACAUCCAAGCGGGAGGAGUUUGAGGAAUACCUUCAGAGACUUCUGCAGCACCCUGAGCUGAGCAACAGCCAGCUGCUGGCUGACUUCCUGUCUCCUCAUAGCAUGGAGUCCCAGUUUCUGGACAAGAUGCUGCCUGAUGUGAACCUUGGGAAAAUAAUAAAGGCUGUGCCCAGCAAACUGAUCAAAGAGAAAGGGCAGCACCUGGAGCCUUUCAUCCAGUCUUUCUUCAACUCCUGUGAAUCUCCCAAACCCAAACCCAGCCGACCUGAACUCACCAUCCUGAGCCCCACGUCGGAAAACGAUAAAAAGCUCUUCAAUGAUCUUUUCAAAAACAACGCCAACCGCUCAGAGCUGACAGAGAAGAGACACAACCAGAACUACUUCAUGGAGAUGAUUACAGUCGAAGGGGUCUAUGAUUAUUUAAUGUAUGUGGGGCGGGUUGUGUUUCAUAUCCCUGACUGGUUGCAUCACUUGUUAAUGGGCGGCAGAAUCCUGUUCAAGAACACCCUGGAGGCCUAUACAGAUUAUUACCUUCAGUUCAAACUGAACCAGGUGGUCCAGGAGCACCGGCUCGUCUCACUCAUCACCCUGCUUAGAGACGCAGUUUUCUGCGAGAGCAGUCCGCCCCGCUCGGCCCAGGACAAACAAAGCAGAGCGAAGAGGACGUUUGAGGAGAUGAUGAGCUAUAUUCCAGAUUUUUUAGGGAAGUGUAUCGGAGAGGAGGCCAAAUAUGAAGGAGUUCGCCUUCUCUUUGAUGGACUGCAGCAGCCGGUUCUUAACAAACAGCUGACUUAUGUGCUGCUGGACAUCGUCAUUCAAGAAAUGUUUCCAGAACUAAACAAGCAGGUACAGAAGGAAGCCCCUGUGAUGGCUCCAUGGAUGUAAAUCGGACUGUUCUACCUUCAUCCCAAGAGGUUUUGAGUCGAGGGUCAUCACGAGCGGACAGCACCAGUGUGUCUCA
Cyprinodon variegatus (sheepshead minnow) is the source of this 3335-nucleotide messenger RNA. It is a transcript of the gene snx14, whose product is annotated as sorting nexin 14. Gene Ontology annotation, cellular component: late endosome. The record is from RefSeq and is a predicted model, not a curated record. NCBI's taxonomy places the organism in Eukaryota, Metazoa, Chordata, Actinopteri, Cyprinodontiformes, Cyprinodontidae. The coding region runs from base 287 to 3259 and encodes 990 amino acids. The transcript is spliced from 28 exons. Gene Ontology annotation, biological process: autophagosome maturation. Gene Ontology annotation, molecular function: phosphatidylinositol-3,5-bisphosphate binding.